Messenger RNA from Bufo bufo (common toad), 591 nucleotides. RefSeq names its product motor neuron and pancreas homeobox protein 1-like. Gene Ontology annotation, cellular component: nucleus. The record is from RefSeq and is a predicted model, not a curated record. Bases 1 to 591 code for a protein of 196 amino acids. Gene Ontology annotation, biological process: central nervous system development; neuron projection morphogenesis; endocrine pancreas development. Gene Ontology annotation, molecular function: DNA-binding transcription factor activity, RNA polymerase II-specific; sequence-specific double-stranded DNA binding. The transcript has 3 exons. Lineage: Eukaryota; Metazoa; Chordata; Amphibia; Anura; Bufonidae.
AUGCCCACCUUGGGCACCGUGCAGCACCAUCACUUCCCCUACAGCGGCUUCUCAGGGCUGCCUGCCCCAGGACCAGAGCAGAUGAAGGCAGUGCCCCUGGAGCACUGGCUGAGGGCAGGGCUGCUCCUGCACAGGGGCCCCGAACUGCACGCCUCUGCUCCGCCUGGACUGAUGGGGAAGUGCAGACGCCCCCGGACGGCCUUCACCAGCCAACAACUCCUAGAACUGGAAAAUCAGUUCAAGCUCAACAAGUACCUGUCACGACCAAAGCGAUUUGAGGUGGCGACUUCCCUUAUGCUGACUGAAACCCAGGUAAAGAUCUGGUUUCAGAACCGGAGGAUGAAAUGGAAGAGGGGCCGAAAAAUCAAAGAGCAGGGGCCGUCCGACCAAGUGGACAGACCGAGAUCCAGGGGCAAAACGCCACCCAAGGACGGCCAUGACGAAGACGAGGAAGAGGAAGAAGAAGAAGAGGACGGCGGGUUCCAAAGAGCAGAGCGCAGUGCAGAUGCGUUGCGUCUUCCUGCCCAGUGCGGUUACAGCCCAGAAUCCUUCUGCUCCGAGGAAGAGGCUGCAGCCAUCUCCUCUCUAUAA